AUGCUACAUAGAAAGCUGCUUUGUGGAGCUAAUAAGUUUGUUUCAAACCAAUCUGUGAGGACUUUAAUGCUUCAAGAAUAUAAUGGAAUGACUGUUCUCUCUGAAAAUAAUGUUCGAGUGCCUCCUUUUGGAAUUGCUACAAGCGCUGAAGAAGCUUAUAAUCAGGCAGUGAAAAUUGGUGGGAAAGAUUACGUUGUUAAAGCCCAAGUUUUGGCUGGCGGGCGUGGCAAAGGCAAAUUUGACUCUGGUCUGGAGGGAGGAGUUCAAAUUGUUUUUACACCCGAAGAAGCCAAUGAAAAGGCAAAACAAAUGAUUGGGCACAAGCUGAUCACAAAACAAACGGGUGCUGAAGGACGACCUUGCAAGGCAGUUUUGGUCUGCAAAAGGCUUUUUACUCGUCGAGAAUAUUAUUUUAGCAUAACUUUGGAUCGAACAACUAAUGGCCCCAUUCUAAUCGGCUCUUCAAAAGGAGGUGUUAACAUUGAAGAAGUUGCUGCAACUGAUCCAGAUGCUAUAAUAACAAUUCCUAUCGAUAUAAAUGAAGGGGUAACAAAAGAAAAUGCUGAAAAAAUGGCAAAGAAAAUGGGAUUUGCUGAUGAAUGUUUAACGGAAGCGACGGAGUUGAUAAUCAAUUUGUACAAUUUAUUUAUCAAAGUUGAUGGAAGUUUGUUGGAAAUUAAUCCUAUGGCUGAAAAUGUUGAUGGACAGGUUUAUUGUAUGGAUUGUAAAUUAGUUAUUGACCCAAAUGCCGAAUACCGCCAAAAAGCUUUGUUUGAACAAAAAGAUACCAGUCAGGAAGAUGAAUUGGAAGUUAGAGCACAAAAAUCUAAUUUGAAUUAUAUUCGUUUGGAUGGAAAUAUUGGUUGUAUGGUUAAUGGUGCUGGUUUGGCUAUGGCAACAAUGGACAUAAUUAAACUGCAUGGAGGCGAACCAGCCAAUUUUCUUGAUGUUGGAGGUGGUGCAACAGUUGAACAAGUUUAUGAAGCAUUCAAAAUUAUAACUUCUGACAGAGGAAAAGUCAAUGCAAUUUUGGUUAAUAUUUUUGGAGGAAUUAUGAGAUGUGAUGUUAUUGCGCAAGGAAUUAUUAAAGCAGCGAGUGAACUUGACUUGAAAAUACCUAUUGUUGUUAGACUACAAGGAACGCGAGUUGAAGACGCAAAGGCAUUAAUUGCUCAUUCAAAAAUGCGUAUACUUGCUUGUGAUUCGCUUCAAGAGGCUGCUAAAAUGGCUGUAAAGGUUUUUUUUUAAAUUUUUUUUGGAUAAAUAGUAUCGUUUGUGUGGGUUAUUUUUUUAAAUAUUUUUUGAUUUUCUUUUUUACUAAAGUACCUAAUGGAUUUUUAUACAAAUCCAAAUCUGUAUAAUUAAGUGAACAGCUUUGAGAAUCAGGUCCACGGUCACAGCAGGGAUGGGACGGGUUGAGAAAA
Messenger RNA from Meloidogyne enterolobii, 1424 nucleotides. Lineage: Eukaryota; Metazoa; Nematoda; Chromadorea; Rhabditida; Meloidogynidae. The record is from the annotation of a GenBank genome assembly.